AACAGUGUGACCUACUGCUGGUGCUUGUAACAAUGUGACGUGCUGCUGGUGCUUGUAACAGUGUGACCUGCUGCUAGUGCUUGUAAGUGUAAUCUCUUUCCCGUGCUUGUAACAGUGAGACCUGCACGUGCUUGUAUCUGUGACCUGCUGGUGCUUGUAACAGUGUGACGCGUGACCUGUUGCUAGUGCUUGUAAGUGUGACCUGCUGGUACUUGUAACAAUAUGAUUUGCUGCUAGUGCUUGCAUGACCUGUUGGUGCUUGUAACAGUGUGGCCUGGUGCUUGUAAGUGUGAUCUGCUGCUGGUGUUUGUAACAGCCUUGACGCCGGUGAAGGGCUCUUGAUCCAGGAAACUGGAGCUGCCCUCCGCUUUGAUCAAACCUGAUUGCUUCCUAUUCUCAAUUAUCUAGGUGAUCUGUGAUCCCUACGGGUUUAGCGCUUAUAUAAGAACAUAAGAAUGGAGGAACACUGGCCCAUACUAGGCACGUCUUUUCGCACCCAAAUCCAACUAACAAAGGUGUAUGCCCAACCCCCUUUUCGAUGCUAUCCAAGGAAUAAUCUUCGAUCACUCUGCUAACUUAUGUGCAAGUCCCAUCACAUCCAACCCUCUCACUCAUGUAUUUAUCUAACCUAUAUCUGAAGUACAACCAAAUGUUUUGGCUUCAAUAACCCAUAAAUAAUAACAUAUUAAUGACUGUAACUACAAUCAGUUGUUGGGUCUGUUAUGAGAGAGACAGUGCACAACCUUCACAGUGGUGAGGCCAACAUAUUUUGGACAAGGGCGCUUAUUUACAAGACAUUUCAUCCCGAGUUUCUUCUUCAGUCCUAAUAGAGACAGGAAUCCAGCAACCUGCCACCAAAGUAACAUCUAACGUAACCCUGACAAUAAGAGGCAGUUAAUAUGUCUUUUUGAUCUCCGUCACUGAUUUGGAAAGAAGCAAACUAACUGAUAACACAAUCACCAGUGUGAUAAGAUGUGGGCGAAAUGGAGAAACAGGAAAAUACGGUAAUGCCUCCUGACGAGUCUUUAUCAGCUGAUGAAUCAACGUCUGGUGUACCAGUGCUGGGUAUCAUAAAUUAUGGUACAAACCUUGCUAAUUGAUACCGACAAAUUGGUUUAGAAAGACACGUGAGUAAACGCUAGGACAUAUUUAUUAGAAAACGUUUCGGUCCUAGGACCUUGAUCACUUAUCAAGGUCUCGGAACUGAAUUAUUAUGAUCAUGGGGGACCGCUAAACCCGUAGGGAUUAUAAAGCUCCUGUGGGGGAGGGGGAUGGAAGGCAUUCAGGGUCAAUUCAGGAAACUGGAGCACAGAUCCAAUUCCCUAGAUCAAGAGCCCCUCACCAGCGUCAAGGCACCUCCCUUGAGGGGCCCGGGAAUGAAACUUUUUCUAAUGUCUUAGUGUUUGCUCACGUCUUUCUAAACCAAUCAGAAAUUAAACAACUGCUGGCGACCCGGUGCAACAUACGGUAGAACACACAACAACGAUUUUAUUUAAUUAUCUAAGGUUAAAUCUACAGAGUGUGUGUGCUCACCUGCAGGGGUCGAGGACAGCUCCUGGCCCCCGCCUCUUCACUGGUCGCAACUAAGCCCUCUCCCAGCUCCAUGAGCUUUAUCAAACCUCGUCUUAAAGCAAUCUGCUGUUAGCUAAUCAUGUCGAAGGAGGUGGACGAGACGUUGUACUCCCGUCAGUUGUAUGUGUUGGGUCACCAGGCCAUGCAAAAGAUGUCCACCUCAGACGUUCUUGUGUGUGGACUCGGAGGUCUGGGAGUAGAGAUAGCGAAGAAUAUCAUCUUGAGUGGAGUGAGAUCUGUGACCCUUCACGACACUACCACUGUGACCUGGCGUGACCUGACCACCCAGUACUUCCUGCGUGCCUCUGACCUGACCAAAAAUCGCGCCCUAGCUUGUUGCCUUCGCCUGGCUGAGCUUAACUCUUACGUGUCCGUCAGCGCCUCCGUCAGCGAGGUCACACAGGAGUUUCUUCAAGGCUACAGUGUUGUUGUGCUCACAGACACAGACCUGGAGGAGCAGGUGCGGGUGUCGCAGGAGUGCCGCAGGCUGGGUAUCUCCUUCCUCAGCGCCGCCACCUACGGCGUCUUCGGCCAACUCUUUUGCGACUUCGGGAAGAGUUUUACGGCUGAGGAUGUGGAUGGCAGGGAACCCGCCUCUCUGCGUGUGGCUGACAUCACCAGGGAGGAAGAGGGCGUGGUGACCUGUAUAGUGAACCAACGUCUGGGUCUACGGGAUGGUGACCUCGUGACCUUCUCCAACAUCAAGGGCAUGACCCAGCUCAACCACUGCUCCCCUACCGAGGUUAAGGUGCUCAAUCCUUCAAGCUUCGCUAUAGGCGACACAAGAUCCUUCUCAGAAUAUGAAGGAGGAGGAGUUGUGACUCAGGUCAAGGUUCCUAAGACGUUUAAUUUCAAGUCAUUAGAGGAAUCCCUUGCUGCACCUACGUUUGUUGUUGUGGACGAACUCAAGUCAGGGCGCUCACAGGUUCUUCACAUUGCCUUCCAGGCACUACACCAAUACGUGAAGAAGGCAGGAGCCCUUCCACGCCCAUGGAAUGAUGAAGAUGCAAAUAAGUUCCUGGAGUGUUUUUACGAUGUCAACAAUACGAAUCCAGCCAAGGUAGAGGACGUAAAUGAAAACAUUCUAAGGAUUUUUUCCAAAGUGGCGUCCGGGACUCUAGCACCCAUGAACUCCGUCAUUGGAAGCAUAGCUUCCCAAGAGGUGAUAAAGGCGUGCUCGGGAAAGUUCACUCCAGUCUUCCAGUGGUUGUAUUUCGACGCUGUGGAGUGCCUACCUGAUGACCCAUUGCAGUUUCCACCUAAAGAUGUUUCCUCGCGAGACAACCGCUACGACGCUCAAGUGGCCGUCUUUGGUCGCCAACUCCAGGACAAACUCGGAGGCUUGAAGCUAUUCGUUGUUGGUGCUGGAGCUAUCGGGUGCGAACUACUAAAAAAUUUGGCCAUGAUAGGCGUGAGUGUGGCUAUGGGCGGCAACAUCACACUCACAGACAUGGACCACAUCGAGAAGAGUAACCUCAAUCGGCAGUUCCUCUUUAGGCCCUGGGACAUCAAGAAAUCCAAAGCUACAACAGCCGCAGCUGCAGUCAUUGUGAUGAAUCCAGAGGUUAACAUCACUCCACAUCAAGUCCGUGUCGGUCCAGAAGCUGAAAAUAUCUACAGCCCUGAGUUUUAUAAGAACUUGGACAUUGUUGCUAACGCUCUGGACAAUUUAGAAGCUCGCCAGUAUAUGGAUCGCCGUUGCUGGUACUACCGGAAACCUAUGCUGGAAUCUGGGACGCUGGGCAUCAAAGGCAGUGUGCAAGUGGUGCUUCCUCACCUCACAGACCGUUUUCCGGCUCAUCUGAGCUCAAGGGACGGAGAUAUUCCUCUGUGUACACUAAGAAGCUUCCCGAAUUGCAUCGAGCACACACUCCAGUGGGCCAGAGAUAUGUUUGAGGGAGAGUUCUGUCAUUCACCUGAGAUAACCAGACAGUAUCUGGAGGAUAACGAUUUUCUGAAGCGAUCCAGUAAGCUGUCCGACUACGACUACCAAAGUAUUCUAAGGAAUUUAAAAUCUUCGCUGGAAGAUGAUGCGCCACAUAACUUCUCUGACUGUAUAGCCUGGGCACGCAGGCACUGGGAGACCAAUUUCCGCAAUCAGAUUGUACAGCUGCUGGAAUACUUUCCACCAAACUACGUAACAAGCACUGGGAGUCAUUUCUGGUCAGGAUCCAAACGGUGCCCCCAUCCACUAAAGUACGAUGCCGAAAAUCCUCUUCAUUUGGAUUAUGUGGUAUCGGCGGCAAAUCUUAGGGCACAGGUGUAUGGGAUUCCUCAGGACAGGGAUCGCCUACGUAUUUCUCAAUUAGCAGCGGCAGUUAAGAUACCUGAAUACCUUCCUCAAGUCAGAAGCGAACCCAAUGAUGAGGAUGCCGAAGCCAGCAUUGAGAGUGGUUUCUUCCAGAAGGUCUAUAUCUCCAGUCUUCAAGACGCUAUAGCACCUAAGGAGCACUUCCAGCAUCUCAAGAUUACCCCGCUGACUUUCGAAAAAGAUGACAACACCAAUUUCCACAUGGACUUUGUCGUGGCAGCGUCAAACCUGAGGGCGGAAAACUAUGAGAUUGAUCCCGCGGACAAACACAAAAGCAAGAAGAUUGCUGGAAAAAUAGUCCCAGCAAUUGCCACCUCCACGGCGCUAGUGGCAGGUCUGGUUUCACUGGAACUGCUCAAAGUCGCUCAGGGACAUAAACACAUCCGUUUCUAUAGGAACAUGUCCUUCAACAUGGCCAUUCCCUGCUUCGUCCUCUCUCAACCUGAUCCUCCACCAGAGUACGAGUAUAAUGGAGUGAAAUGGACGACGUGGGAGAGGUUCGAGGUGGAUGGGGACAUGACAAUUCAACAAUUUCUUGACCUCUUCUGGACCAAGCACUCACUGACGGUCACCCUCGUGGCGCGCGGGAACCUCACCCUCUACUCCAACCUCUUCAACCAAUCCGACAGGUCCAGGAGACUUGGCCAGACCGUGACCGAGAUUCUGGAGGAGCUGGGCGAGGCGUGCCAAGAACCGCUAAGUCGUACCCUGAUGCUUGAUAUUGGUGCCAAUGACACGGAUGGUGCGUUUGUUACUGUUCCUCAUGUAGAGUACAAAAUACAGCACACAUGAGGUGGAACAGUGCAACAAAAACCCCAGUACCUAAGUCAGGACGAUGUUGUGCCACCGUCGGCGCUAAGGUGAGGUUAGAUAAAAUUCGUCAGGAAACAAGACAAGUGUUUCCUGAUGCCAUUUGAGCUAAGGAAAUUCAAAUUUAAGGAGAGACAAAAGAAACUAGUCACGAAGACCUUAGAAAAGAGAGAAACCAGGGGAGACAUGAUUACGACGUACAAGAUAUUCAGAGUUUUUGACAAAGCAGACAGGGAGAGAUUGCUUUAAAUGCGAAACACAGAGGCACAACUAAGUGAGCAACAUCGGCUUGCUACAUUCUUUCCUGUAUUAAAAUAAUCUGAAGCACAAGCGAGACCAAUUUUCUUAAGGAGCACUUGUGACUAACAGGAAGAAACACCUGACCGAGUGAGACACAGGUGAGACACUUUAGCUUGUCUGUGAGGAGGCAUAAUGGGUCAGUAUUUACUGCAAGUGCUAGGCGGAGUUAGGUGAUAAUUUACAGUGUAUAAUAAAUAAUGUGUGUUUUGCAACAGGCUUUAUUGUUUAGGCCGUAAAUUUUAAAAAAAAAUGGAGGGAGGGGUAAUUUUUUACUUUAGCUGGGUUAUACAACGGAAACAGUUAUAUUUUGGGCCUGCUGGAAAAAAAAAAAAUUGAUAACGAAAAAAACCUUAACCCAAGCAAACCAAACCUAACCCAACCUGAUAUUUAACCCGAAAUCUAAGUUAGUCUACAUUAGGCUCUUUUGGGUUGGACUCUUACUUCUUUUUUUGCUCUGCCGAAAACAUCAACACUGACAAACAAAGCAAUGGGAUAGGGCUAGUAGGUGUCCCGCAGUACCCUAUUUGCGACUGAACAGCCUGACACAAGAAAGUGACACUCAAGCAUGUGACGUCACUCCCUGUGGACUACGUUUUAAGCCAUUGUCUCUCAUAUCUGCUGUGUACUUCAUAAAGUCCAGUCUUGUGUAAAAGUACAAAUAAAGGCCUUCUCUA
Molecule: messenger RNA, 5667 nt
Organism: Cherax quadricarinatus
Lineage: Eukaryota; Metazoa; Arthropoda; Malacostraca; Decapoda; Parastacidae
Product: ubiquitin-like modifier-activating enzyme 1
Biological process (GO): ubiquitin-dependent protein catabolic process; protein ubiquitination; DNA damage response
Cellular component (GO): cytoplasm; nucleus
Molecular function (GO): ubiquitin activating enzyme activity
Source: RefSeq, a predicted model, not a curated record